Microbotryum saponariae is the source of this 3490-nucleotide messenger RNA. NCBI's taxonomy places the organism in Eukaryota, Fungi, Basidiomycota, Microbotryomycetes, Microbotryales, Microbotryaceae. The record is from the annotation of a GenBank genome assembly.
AUGGCUUCUCCCGUGGCUGGCGCCUCGCCAUCGUCCCCCCAGUCGUUCCGAGUCUCGUCGUCGCUGCUGCUCUCCGAGGCGGGUGCCGCUUCACGGCCGUUCACCCUGAACGGCGGUGCGACCCCCUCGACAGCGUCGCCGUUCGCAGCCGGCUACGCAUCCACAGGAGGACCCUCGGUGCUCAAUCGACCGAGACCUGGCCAAGGAGGACGAAAUUCGGUCGACAUCUCCCAUCACCACGCCUCGACGUUGUCCAUGUCGUCGAGCGUGUCUUCGUCGAACCGACCGAGCACCGACUCGGAGCGCGAACGAGCCCAGCAGCACCACGCGCCCUCGGCACCCUCACGACCCAACGUGCUCGGUCAUCCCGCCAGCGCCCACGCAUCGCAGCACACGAUGACCCAUCACAGCAACUCCGAGUCGGAAGAGACGGAAGAUGAUAUGUCGGGUCGUCAUGGCCGGCAGACGACAGCGCGACGCAACUCGUUCUUCGGCAUCGCAGCCAACGCACGCGAUCGAGACGAGGACGACGUAGAGGUUGAGGCACGGACCGCCGCGCAGAUGCGAUCGUCGUCCUCGUCCUUGUACGGCGCUCUGGCUGAUCGAGAAGACGAAGCGGCUAGUUCAGGUCGACCUUCAACUAGCUCUGAUCGGCAUGCCCGUGACGCGCGUCGGUCCUCGUUCUACGGCCUCGAUGGCCAUCUCGAUCCGAGCCAGGGCCUCGCCGGACUCCCCGUGAACGGCAUCUCCUCUUCUCACGAUCCGAUCCCGCACACCUCGUCGACGAAUGUUUAUGCAAUUUCUCAACACCGUGUUCCCCAAUACCACCACCAGCAGCACGGCGCAACUGGAGGCGACUCGGGUUCGGGCUCCUACUCGUCCCAUGAGUUGCGGUCCAGCGGCGGAACCGCCACGACCUCGACCUCGAGUGGACCCGCUGUCGUGUCACAAGUUGGAGCCCAGGGAACGAUGCUCGGGCAAAGGAUUUACAGUGCCCCCUAUGCGGCUUCUCGUGCUGCAUCUUUGCACCUGCAAGCGGGACUUGGCGGCGCAGCUUCAAUCAUCGAACCAUCACCGAGCUCGCAACGACUACUGUCGGAUCAAUCUCACCUCCAACCGGGCUCAAUGGCGUCUUUGCUCAGCCACGAAAAGACGCUCGACUUGUACCGUGCGAACGCAAAAAAAACUGACGACCCCGACAUCCAGUUCGAGCUGUGCACCUUCACGAUGGAGCUUGUAGCCGAGAUGGAAGCGAUCUCGGGCGCCGAUCGACUGGCUCACGCUCAGUCCGGUUUCGGCGACGCGAGCUCGCCGGGAGCGGCGAUGAGUAACGUGCUGACAAAGGACAACAAAGAGAAUGGUGUUCCCGGUGCGACGGAUCUCACAUCUCGGACGAAGCAACAGGAGCUCGUGGCCGAAAGUGUGACGUUACUCAACAAGCUUGCUACGCGUGGCCACGUCAAGAGCCAAUACUUCUUGGCGGAUUGCUACACCCAAGGUGUCGGAACUGCAAAAGUAAUUUCUUCUUGUCGCUUUUUUCGAGUAUACGUUUGAAUCCUGACAACCGUUGCUCACCAAAUAUUACAUUCUGCUUACAGGGACGGAGGGACUACGACAAAGCUUUCCCCCUUUUCAUGCUCGCCGGGAAACACGGCCAUUCAGAUGCCUGCUUUCGAGCAGCACAGUGCUGCGAGAACGCCUGGGGCACGAAGAAGGACUUUAGCAAAGCCGUCACAUUGCUUCGGUUAGUUCACAUCCAACCCCUCUAGCGGAGGAACCUCUACUGACGAAUUGAGGUCCAUGACCCCUGUUCGGUCCCAUAGACGAGCGGCCGUUCUCAACCACCCUGGCGCAAUGCACCGACUAGGUAUUGCAGAACUUAACGGCGAGAUGGGGUUGGCACGGCGCCCGCGGGAAGGAGUCAAGUGGCUCAAACGCGCCGCCGAGCUCGCCGACCAAGUCGACCCGCCACAACCGCAGAGUUUGCACGAAUUGGCCGUUUUGCACGAGAAAGGGAUCGAAAAUGUUAUCUUCAAGGUGCGCAGAGAACCAUGCCGUGUACUCUCUGGUGAUCUCACACUGACGAUUCUGACACUAUUAUCUCCUACAUCUGCUCGCAGGACGAGGAGUACGCCGCAGAACUGCUGGCUCGCGCCUCUGAACUUCAGUUCGCUCCCAGUGCCUAUAAGCUGGGGGAGUGCUACGAGUAUGGAAAGAUGGGAUGCCCUCAAGACGCCGCCUUAUCCAUCCACUACUACAGUGCGUAUUACGGAGCUCCGAGAGACGCCCUCCUGACUGAUGUGACGUGCACUGUUGUCACGUAGAUAUUGCCGCUCAGCAAGGUCACCCCGAGGCAUGCUUUGCUUUGACUGCUUGGUACCUCGUUGGGUCGCCCGGUGUCUUGCCGCAGUCGGAUACCGAGGCAUACCUCUGGGCCCGGAAGGCCGCUGGCUUUGGACUCGCGAAGGCUGAAUACGCAGUAGGGUAUUUCACCGAGGUAAGUAACGAAUAUCGGCGGAAACAAACUCCGAGACGGAAAGGAGCUGACACCAGAGGAUGGAAUUGGAUUGCCUCAUAGAUGGGAAUUGGUACGUACAAGGACGCUCGAGAAGCGAUCGACUGGUUCCGAAAGGCGGCGGGGCAUGGGGACAAGCGUGCGAUCGAUCGAUUACGUAUGACUGGCGCCACGGUCGAGACAAUGUACGGUCGACUCCCGCCUCAGGCCCCAGAGCUGCCACAAGCUGCCGAGCCAGCGGGCAACUACAAGCCACCGAUCGAGACCAAGAUAAAGAACCGAACACUCGGUAACCGGUUUGGUGUCGGGAAACGAGAGGGGCUCAGUAUUCACACCGGUGGAAGGUCGGCUUCGGCAGGUCAAGCCUUGAGUGCGGUCGAAAGCCGGGGGCAACCGAGCGCUCAGGAGUUCGAUAACGCCUUGCGUGCGGUGCACAAUGCCGGUCGACUCGAAUUUCCUCGCCAGCGCAGCGUCUCACAGCCUUCCACCCCGACUGACGCUUACCAGCCGCACCCUCGACAACGUCAUGACCAGCAGUUCGACUACUCUGGAGUACGUCCAGGUGGGCCGCCCACGCCACCAAAGAUGCCUGCGUCCCAACAAGCUCACUGGGGUCGCUCCGGCUCUCCCAUGGGCCGUGGCCCUUCCUCAGCAUCGGGUCCUAGCUCACCCUCGCGUGGUGGACCCAUGCCCGGCCGCGGCAACCGACCCUACCUUGCAUCCCUCUACACUGGUGGUCAGCCGCCAUCACCCAACUUGCGAGUGCUUCCACCGGGAGCAGCCCAACCUCGCUCAAGUACCAACGAGCUGGGAGGUUUCGAACGAGCACUACCUAUCCGUCCCCCCUCGCCAGGUCACGCCAGCUCGAAAUUGAAGCACGAGCCCAAUGUCUUGACCAAAAAGGGCCUGAAUUCGAAUUCAACUCCCCCGCUUUUGUCGAACGCUGCCGGCAAGGGAUUCUGGAAGAGGAAAUGA